GCGCAUGUCCGAUGCAGUGACGCCGCAGCUCCAUGUGUGUGAAGCGCAUUAUUUGGCAACGGGAGAAGCAGCGGGGAGGGUUGAUAAAGGGGGAUCCCCAGGAUUUUUUUUACACCGAAAUACCGGGGUAAAUACUCAUCCGAACCUCGAGGAAGAGCCGGAGGAGAAACGUGCAGCGCCACCCCAACUCCGUGCCGGCAUGUCGGAGGAGGCGGUGCGUCGGACCCGCAGCCAGAAGCGGGCGCUAGAGCAGGAUGCCCUGCCCGUGGAGGUGGACAGCAAGAAGGUCAAGAUGGAGAAGGGGGACCAAGGGAAAGGCGAGACCGGGGUGACCGACGGCCUGAAGGUCGCUGGCAUCCUCAAAGCCGGCGAGGUGAAGGCCACCAUCAAGGUGGAGGUGCAGACGAGGGAGGAGCCGGUCGACAUGAGCACCUCUAAAAGACACAUACACACACUCUCUCUCUCUCAGCCCGCUGGAUCGUCCGGAUCUGUGGCCACCCCUCCUCCUCUGGUCAGGGGCAGCAUCACAGCCAGUAAAGGACCCAUACAGGUGACAUCAGGGCGCAGCUCGGGUGCGGUGAUCCCACCACCACUGGUGCGGGGGGGCCAGCAGGUGUGCGCCAAGCUGGGCUCACAGAACGCCCAGAUCGUCAUGCCGCCCUUGGUCAGGGGCGCCCAGGUCCAAGGCUUACGGCAGCAGCAGCACUCAAGCUCAGGGGGGCCACCUCCGCUCCUGCUAGCCCCCCGCGCCAGCGUGCCCAGCGUGCAGGUGCAGGGCCAGAGGAUCAUCCAGCAGGGCCUCAUCCGCGUCGCCAACGUCGCCAACACCAGCGUCCUGGUCAACAUCCCGCAGGCCUCCCCGACCAACCUUAAAGGCUCUUCAGUGACGUCCGGCCUGGCCAAUAGCGUGACGGCGGUCGGCGUGAAUGACUCUCCUGCCAGCCGACAGGCGGCCGCCAAGCUCGCCCUACGCAAGCAGCUAGAGAAGACCCUGCUGGAGAUCCCUCCGCCCAAGCCACCCACGCCCGACCUCAACUUCCUGCCUUCGGCCGCUAACAACGAGUUCAUCUACCUGGUGGGCCUGGAAGAGGUGGUGCAGAACCUUCUGGACACGGUUGCCAAGGGGAAGCUGCAGGUCUCUCCGGUUUCAUCCACGGCUCCUGCCCCCAAAGAGCCCUUCACCUGUGCCCAGUGCAAGACCGACUUCACAUCUCGCUGGAGGCAAGACAAGAGCGGCACGGUCAUGUGCGAGCAGUGCACGACGUCCAAUCAGAAGAAGGUGCUGAAGGCAGAGCACACCAACCGGCUGAAGGCGGCCUUCGUCAAGGCGCUGCAGCAGGAGCAGGAGAUCGAGCAGCGCAUCAUGCAGCAGAGCCUCUCCGCCUCUCCCGCCUCCAAGACCGUCCCGGUGCUCCCCGCUAUCAAGGUGGAGCAGCAGACCCUGGUGUCCCAGCAGCUGAGGCAGGGCCGGCCCUCCCCCCUGCAUCCGCAGCCAAGCCGGGGGGUCACCAUCAACCGCCAUCAUUCCACUGUCAAACAGAGCCCCGGCCAGCUCUCCCGGAGCGCCCAGGCCUUGGCGGGGCGAGUGGCGGCCCACUCCAUCUCGCAGGCCGCGCAGCUCCAGAGCGCCGUCACCGCUGCCGCACUGGUCAGCAGGCCAGGUAAGCAUGCUGUGCACGCAGGGGGAAAGGGCAGCAGCCGUAACUCCGCCGUCGACGCCUGGAGGAAGCGGAGCCCCGCAAGCCAAGGAGUGACUAUGGCUUACGUCAACCCCAGCCUCUCUCAAGUGCACAAGAGCUCUUCCGCUGUGGAUCGUCAACGCGAGUAUCUCCUGGACAUGAUCCCCUCUCGCUCGAUCUCCCAGACAGCGAACACGUGGAAAUAAUGCAAAUGCUCCUUAUUAAUGAAAAUAAUAGCAGCUGUCAUCAUUACCAACAUAACAAUCUACAACCCCCGGUUACAAGCCUGGGACAGCAAACUGUCGACCAAUAAAUUGACUCCUUCCUCUGUACCUUACCCGCCAUGACACCAGUCUCCAAGUGGAAUGUUGCAAAGUUGUAUGAGACAGUGAUACUUGAUCCUGGACUCUUGGGAUGUUUUAUUCAAAAAGAAAUUGUUUAGAGGAAAUGGACCUCGUGAAAUUCCCCUUUGUUGGCCGUGACCAUCUGCAGGCAUAUUUUUGCGACCCC
This is a messenger RNA of Paramormyrops kingsleyae, 2189 nucleotides long. The record is from RefSeq and is a predicted model, not a curated record. Lineage: Eukaryota; Metazoa; Chordata; Actinopteri; Osteoglossiformes; Mormyridae.